AUGUCGCAUCCCUUUAGACAAGAGGAUAGCUCAUCUGAGCUACCAGCAGAACCUCCUGGACUCAAGACCUGGCAGACGGUUCAUGUGCGCAACACGUUUAUAGAGGUGGAUGAGAGCACGGAGGCCCGUGCUGAUCCAGCCGUUCCUAGUUUAAGCAGCGGAAGCACGCUCGGGCGCACUUGGCGCCGGGGUCACUUGAGAUGUGCUUCUGAGCCGAUGUCAUCAGUUUUUGCUAGAUCUCCUUGGGAACCAAUGAGUCUUGCGACGUCACCUCUUGACGCACUGCCAAGCGCAGCGUUAGAGCCGGAUUCUCUCGGCACCAUGUUAGACCAAUCCAGCGGACAUGGACCUGCAAACCCUGAGCGAGGUCGAGUUAGCACAAGCCUGGGUGCCACAUUGAUGCGCUCGCCUCGUGCGCACUCGUAUGUCUCACCCAUACGAGAGACAGAUGAGUAUGAGGCCUUGCGGCAGUUUCAUUUUCCGAAGUAUAUAGACAUCAACCCAGACUUCAUGGGUCAAAGGCCUUGGCGUGGAGAGCCAAUGAUGGUGGAUGUCCUCCCAAGCACCAAUCUCGACUCUCAAGAGCGGAAGGAGGCAUACCAUGCUCGUCACACACUUGCUGUUCCAGUGCGCAGCUUCCGUCAUGCCAGGCAGCGCUCACGAACGAUUCAAGAAGAUAAAGAGCUUGUCGAUACCCAAACCCUGCAUGGGCUUGUUGAAGAUGUGCAGCCUCAUUUGGCAUCGCAAUCUUCCUGGGAUAAUUUCGGAAAUGUCAACUUUCGCGUCAGAAACACCUUCAUUGAAGUGGAUGAGACAGGGUCUGAGGGUUGCGCAGACCUCCUCAGCCCGCCUCGAUGGCGGCCGAGCCAUUUGCGCUGCGCAUCGGAGCCAGUUCAGUCUUUUGAAGGCUUGCAGAACAGCCUGCAUAGCGGCCAUAGCGGCUUCCACUCCAGAACAAGCAGCUAUCAAGCUGACGAACCCUCUCUGGAGCACAUUGCUGAGGUUCUUCAGCAAGCACAGAAAGCACAGGCAUUGCCGGAAGAGCCCCAAGAGGCUCCACCAGGCUUGACUCCGGGCCUAGGCUUACGCGGUCAAGAAGCUUCUCAAGCCGAGAGGGCCGAGAGAGACAGGGAGCAGUGGCGAUGGACAGACCGGACUUGGCUUGAGACAUCGCAGCCCGAACCCUCACAGAGAGAGGGUACCUCUACUCCUGUGACGGUGAAGACCUUGCAGUGCAAGUGGCAUGUCCGCGGCACAUGCAAAUAUGGAGCAGCCUGCCGUUUUUCACACGAUUUGCCACGAACUGCACAGAAGAAGCCUGCUUCUUCUCCCAGCAAUGAGUGUCUUCAGAGAUGCACCACAAGCAGCGGGCCUCUCCCGGCAGGUCUUGUCCCAGGUCCACUGCCCGUUGGCCCUAACGGUUCCAAGGUGCCGCAGACACCUGGACCUGUUCCGAGGUCGCGUCAUGAGAACACGACGAGCAGAUGCCGCAGUGCCAGUCCCGUCAGCACAACAGCCGGCAGCAGUGCCGGCGACGAGCCUGGUGCAGCGUGCCAGAGGCAUUCCAGCCAGCAAGAAAAGCCGCACCAGGUCUUUUGGUGUGAUGCGCGAGCAUUCAAGCAAGAGUUUCAGGGGUUGAGGGAUCAGCUCGAAGAGUCCAUCGGCAUGGCAGCGAAGUCGCACAAAACAGCCGAGAAGUGCAUGCGGCUGCUGAAGAAAAAGCAAAGGGUUCGGGCAGAGCGCGGUCGAAGUGUGCAGAAGGCCAGACCUUUGGUGUUCCUUGUGUCUUGGGCAAAUGCACAGGAGCUGGUUGGCUUCCUUCAAGAGGCAACCCACAUGCCGCCACUGAAGGUAGUGGUUCUUUGCGACACAAACGGUGCCCGUACAAGAGCUGCAGCCGAGAGGUGGUCGAAGGACAUCCCCGUGGUUGAGCAUGUGGCUGCAACAUGGCCUGAGGCCAUCCAAGUGGUUUCGGGCUUGCUGUCGAAGUCAAUCACUUCGACCUGA
Messenger RNA from Symbiodinium natans, 2007 nucleotides. The record is from the annotation of a GenBank genome assembly. Lineage: Eukaryota; Dinophyceae; Suessiales; Symbiodiniaceae.